This is a messenger RNA of Quercus lobata, 1287 nucleotides long. RefSeq lists its product as uncharacterized. The record is from RefSeq and is a predicted model, not a curated record. The transcript has a single exon. The coding region runs from base 1 to 1287 and encodes 428 amino acids. Lineage: Eukaryota; Viridiplantae; Streptophyta; Magnoliopsida; Fagales; Fagaceae.
AUGGAGAUCACUCAGAGAAGACAGACACGUGAGGAACACGCAGGGCAGACACAAGGCCAUGGUGACACACAGAAUACUGAGAUUGGAAGUCAGUUUAGAGGCACCACCUCACGAACAGUGCCACACUUAAAAGAGGAGAUGGACCAAAUGAAGAAAGUCAUGGAGGAGAUGAAGGAGAACAUGAGGAGAACGAAUCCUAUAGAGGAUUUGGUCCACAGGACUGACUCUCCUUUUACGGCUUCCAUCAAUGGCCACCCUCUACCAUCAAAGUUCAAACUACCUUCCCUGGACUCGUAUGAUGGGACACGUGACCCCUUCGAUCACAUUGCAAUAUUCAAGACAACAAUGCACCUUCAAGGGGUCCCUGAUGAAAUCAUGUGUCGAGCCUUCCCUACUACCCUUAAAGGCCCGGCACGAGUUUGGUUCAGUAAAAUCCCCCCAAGUUCCGUAAGUUCUUUCGAAGAGUUAAGCAAAUUGUUUGUGAACAAUUUCAUCGGAGGACAGAGGCACAAGCGCUCUUCGUCCAGCUUACUGACCAUAGAACAAGGGGAGAACGAAAGCCUGCGGUCAUUCAUCACUCGCUUCAACAGAGAAGCCCUUAGUGUGGACGAGGUGGACGACAAGCUUCUACUAGCAGCCUUCCACAACGGGAUUAAUUCGGAUUUAUUCAUCCACAAGCUAUACGAGAAGGAGCCUCAAACCAUGGCCGAGCUCGUCCAUUCGGCUCAGAACUUCAUGAAUGCAGAAGAUGCAAUCAUAGCCAAGAAGCGGAAAAGAGCUGAGAGGAUGGAAGCGCACCCAGCUCGACACUCAGAACAAGCCCCUUGUCCAAAGAAGGGACGGACGGAAGAUAGGAAGGAACGAGAUGGCAGGAAGACAGGUCCCUUGGGAAGAAGCCAGAACUAUACGCCCCUGAACGCUCCACUUAAUCAGGUUCUCAUGCAAAUCAAAGACGAUCCUUCUUUAAAAUGGCCAGAGAAGAUGAAAGGGGAUCCCAACAAGCGCAAUAAGAACAAAUAUUGUCGCUUUCACAGGGACCAUGGGCAUGACAUGGAUGAGUGUUAUGACCUAAAACAGCAAAUUGAGAACCUUAUCAGGCAAGGAAAGUUGAAGCACUUCGUUGGAAGGGAUCGUACAGAUGAGAAGCAAAAAGGCAAAAUGGAGGAAUCAUCCCGGCCCCCACUCGGGGAGAUAAGGAUUAUCGUUGGAGGGAACCCGAUGGGGCAAUCUUCCAAGUCGAAGAAGACGUAUCUCAAAGCGGUACAAAAUGUCCAGCUCUCUGGGUGA